AACAACUAUAACAUAAGAGUGAACUUGAGAAAGGAUGAAACCAAUUCCAACCCGAGCCUCACCAUGAAUCUCAAAUAGGAGCCGCCUACAAUUCAAAGCCCUAGCUAAAAAAAGAAUCUCCAAACACGGCGUGAGCAGUACAAUCCCUAUCGAAGAAAAAUUACCAGGCUAAAUCACAGACCAAUACUUGAAACCCUAGUUGUCUCUCACCUUGGCUAAUUCACUGAAGUAGCUCGUUCAAUCAAGCAGUGAUUCCCCUUGGCAUUUCGGUAAGGAGGUUAACGAACAAGCUUCAAAGUUCAAACAGAAGAGUUAAAUAUCCGACAAGAAUGCACUUUGAGAUGGACGUGAAUCCCUUUUCCCAUUGAUCGAAGGGUUGUAAAUAUUUUCAUGCGAGAGCGACUUUGGCCCAUGGGCUUGUGACUUUGAUCCCAUGGGCUUAUGUUACGGGCCGUAUUGCGGUAACCUACACCAAUCGCGUUUCUUUAGGGCCUCUCCAGAUACAAAAACCUGAUGGUGAUGGAUUGGGAUUUUUCACAAUUUGGGAAAUUGUAGGAACCAUGAUGACGCCAGAGCGGCAAGAGCGACGUGAUGCGGGGAGCAUCUGCCGGCGGCGCAAGUUCUACCGCACUGAACAAGGCAAAGGCCAGCGGCGUCGGCAGCCACUUUGAAUCGCGGUCCGGUGGUUCGAGUGGUACAGCCAAUCUCAAAGGAGAGAAUGCAACAGGUUCAUCGAGCGAGCAUCACGUAAAGGCAGCUGCGAUCACGGCGCACAACUACAGACCCGGUGGAGGAGCUUAUGCAGAGUUUCUCAAAGAUGAGUGUUUGAGCAUGUGGGAGCAUCCCGACCGCACUUCCUGCCAGAAUCCAGCUUCGACUCUUAUGAAACAUUUGGAAGACAAUGCUAAAGGGAUGACCAUUAAUGCAGAGCCGACAUUUGUGCCAACCUCCAACCGCAAGAAGAUUCAAUCCAGCUUCUGGGAAGAGCUCCUUGAAAAGUGUGUGAAGGAGCAUGGAAGUUUCACGCAAAAGUGCGAUAUCCAAAGGCAAAGGGUGUACGAGUGCUUUGGCUCUUAUUAUGACGGUGGUAUUAUUGCUUAGAAAUUGAUUCUGUCUGCACAAGUUGAUGAUUGAAAUGCACCAUUGUUAUUAGCACGUAAUUGUUUUUGGAAUCAAAUAGGAAGUCGGGCUACUAAAUUAUGUGCAGCUAAAUAAAGUAGCAGAAUGUCUAAAUGAAAUACUCUGCUCAACACUAGUAGUUCAUUCUGUUAUCCAAACCUAUUUGUACACAUGCUUUCUCGACAUCAUUUGUACACAUGCUUUAUUUGAAAGAAUAUGUUCCUUUCCACCUGCUACUGCAUUCCAAAUCAAUUCCUUUGCAUAUUUGUCCGUUAUCCUCCCAGGCAUGGCUCAAGAUAGGGUGAGUAACCAUAGAGUGAGUAACAAUGAGUAACCAAAUCUGGACCCUUCUUUUAAGUGGCUGCAGAUCUAAGGGUGGAGAAUUAAAGGAAUUUAUUUUCCCUAGUUUUCUUAAUUGGAUCAUAUCUUCUUCAUUCUAACUCGGAUUUCAAUUUUUUUUGCAUAGAUGGAACGAGUUCGUUGUGCUCUACAAAAUUAUAUACAUUUUCAAUUUUUUUUGAGAAAAAAAUUUUCAUCCCUCUCGUUACCAACUCCAUACCAUAUGAUAUCUCCUUCGUUGUUUAGUCAUUUUCGGAAUUUUUUGCACAAAAGGAACGAUUUAAUCAUGAUCUAUUGGAUUUCAAAAUUUUAUGGGAGAAAAAAUUUCAUACCUCUCGUUACCAACUCCAUACCAUACUAUACCACCCUGGUAUGAGGUGGUAUUUUUCAUACCAUAUGGUAUGCUGUUAUUUAAUAUCAGUCAAUACCAUAUGGUAUUGACUGUUAAUAACUGGCAAAUUUGUUUUGUUCCAAAAAUAUCAAAGUGGAUAUCAUUUUGAAGAGCACAAUUAAUAUAAUCUAACUGUGCAAAAAAAAAAAUUAAAUUCCGAGUUAAAACGAGCGAGAAAUCGUCCGUUAAAGAUUAAGGGAGAGAAAUUAAUGAUUUUUCCAGGAGAGAGAAGGAGGCGCUGAUGUGGUAGAUUCUUAUUGGGUUAUGCAUGGGGUUACUCACCACAAGAUUACUCACCGGAUCUGCUCCCGAGAAGAAGGAGGUUGAUCUCACUUUAGCCAAAUUCAUCAAAUUGGAUGAGUCAGAGGAUCAUUCAAAUCAGGAAAGAAGACUCUUUUUUCCCAUUAAGACAAAAAAUUAAAAACAACACUGCUCACAGACCAUGGCAUAAGGGUAUUCAAAUUCAGCAUACAUAAGCAGUAGCAGACAUAAGGGUGAGUAGCAAAGUGAAGGAAAAUCACAUCACAAUACCCAUUAAGAGCAGAUACCUAUUGUAUUCCACUACAAGUCAUGCAAACAAAAGUCCAGAAGUUGGUGCAAACAUACUGCGGACCCUGCAAAUCCAAAAUGAACCAGACAAAAGAAAGCAUUUAACUACAGGGCGGAAAAAUAAACAAGCAAUAUCAAAAAGAAAUUACUGAGCCCAGCAGAACUAUUUUGAUAAACGAGUAUAUGCUUACCAAGGAGUUGCAAUUGAUGCAUCGACGAUUUGGGGGCAGCUUCAACAGCCCUCUGAUAAUCUUUUCGUUACGCUCUUCUUCUCUCCUACUUCCCAUCACCGACAGCUUUGACAACCAGGAACCAAAAGCCUUCUUUCAAGUUACAAUCACUCACAAAACUCGCAAAGGCCAGAGAAAAAGAAAAGAUAGAUAAGUAACGAAACAACUUCGAUUCCUUUCUCUUUUUCUUGAGAAACAAAGAAGGAAAAUAAAUACUCUAAUCGCAACCAGGAGAAAAGAAGAACAAGGGUGAAGAUGGGAGAUGAAUCGAGGGCUUGUGAGUUGAGGGUUUUUUUAUUCUAUCCCUUUUUCCCAAAUCUGUUUGUUGUACUAUGGAGUAAGGAAUGUCAUGAAACCCCUGAAUUUCUUCUCUUAGUUGUAUAGUAACUCCUAGCUUUGGCCAAAUGAGUUUUGUUUUAUCUUUUACAUUAAUUAAUGUAUAAUUAUAUUUAAAAUAUUUAUUCGAUUAAUUUUAUUUUCUGUAAUCAAUUUCAUCAUGAUUUUAAAUAAAUUGAGAUUUUCUAAAAUAGUUAAUUCAUUAUUUCAAAGUAAUCUUUAUGAUAUUUGUUGAUUAUGAUAUUAAUGAUAAUUAAUUAAUAUGUAUUUUUUUUACCAAGUCGUCCUAGUUUACUGUUGUGUAUUUUUUCAUAUCUUAGAAGAAAUUUGUGAACUUUUUAUUAUUGGAAGAACACGAAAGCAUAAUGCUUAUUAUAUAAAUUUUUUUUACCAAGUCGUACUAGUUUACUGUUGUGUAUUUUUUCAUAUCUUAGAAGAAAUUUGUGAACUUUUUAUUAUUGGAAUAACACGAAAGCAUAAUGCUUAUUAUAUAAAUUAUUAUAAUUUAAUGUAUAGGUUUGUUUGAAUAAUAAGUGGCGGUUUUUCAUGUGGAGUUAAUAGCAUAAAUUGUCACUCUAUUAUCCAUUUUUCUCAAAUCUAUCCCUCUAUUAUUUUUCACAUCAAGCAUGUCCUCAUAAUAUAUAGUAUAUACGUUUUUUCAAAUUAAAUUUAGCACAUUUUUAUGGCUUAUCUUCUCCAUAUGCAACUCCCAAUAAUUCGUCGGGUAUUUGAAGGACAUGCUCGGUUUUCCCAAAAUGGUGUGCAGCAGUAAGUCAUCGAAGCAGACAAAACCCUGUCUCAGGCUUAAUUCCCCGGUCGAGGAUUAAGGGGUCCACACUGGGGAAAUCACUGGACGACUUCCCCAAUCUCUGAUGGCAUUUCCCCAGUCGGGGUUUUGAUGCCUGACCGGGGAUUCUGGUCCUUGAACUCCUUCUUUCGUCCCCUUAGUGCGUUUGACCCGAACUCGCUCCCAAGCCUGCAUAGCUGCUCUAAGACCUGUUAAUUUUGGCAAGGGUUCCAACCUGUUAAUUUCAUAAAACAGUGCUCCCACCUAGCAAAGAUUUUGAGGGAGCCCAGCUCUUACCGGCCAUGCCGGGAGCAGAUGUCUCAAGUCUCGUGCGGGGGGAAAGAGAUGUAAGGGGGAUGGAGGUAAUAGGUGGAAAUUGGGAACAGAUUCCCGUCUACCCUUACACCCUUUCACCGAUUUUCACACGAGAGAUUGUUGUAAAAGCACAAUGUAGAGCACCUUUUUCAAAACAUGAUACAUGAGUCCACAAAAGGUAGAGAGUCAUCGAUACCACACAAUUCAAGUGUACUAAGAUCACUAAUUCACACAAUCAUCCAACACAAUAUGAAGAAGAAAGGAGAUUUCUUAACUGCAUCAACAUCCUCCAUAGUGCUACACUACCUCACUAGGUUGCAUAUUACUAUAAAGACUGUCAAUUCAAAGCAUACUGAGCAGAAAAUUGCAAGGAAUACGUACUUGGAGCCCUCAAAUCGAAAUUUGGACAGCGGACUAGGCUCCAAGCACACAAACACAUCUAAUCAGUCAGAUAGAAACACACCCCACACUUAAGGUCGACAUUGCCCUUAAUGGAGAAGAGGAAAAGAUAAGGGGAACAAUGUUACUGGGAAGAACAGACCGCAUCAGGAUUGGAGAGUGGACCAGUCAGCAUGAGCACACGAGCUAGAACAGAAAACAACCACUCAACACAAAGUCGUUAGGAAGAGUUGUCAUCCCAAUGGCACAAUAUCCAAAAGAAAAAAACACAAAAAAUAUGCACUCUUCUAAAAAAACAAAACAAAACAACCAUAGAGGAGUGGAGCCAGCGAGUACAGCCUACUCGAGGCAAUCGAUGUCGAUGUUGUUCAUGAUGUCAUCAAAGUCCUUGGGCGGAGGUGGUGGUGGUGGAGAGUGGAUCCACGGAAUAGUCCAAUGGUGCUCCUAGUGGCAGGACUGGGGUAGAUGCUCUUGGUACUCCAUCAUCCGGCGGCUUCGGUCUCGCGGCGGCUUCGGUCACGCUCAUGCUCAAUAUGAGCAACGGUUACGCCCUGCCGAGUCUCGAGGCAGUCAAGACGCUCAUCAUAGGCAUCCAUGCUGGCGCCGUACUCGGCCUGAUGGGCCGCAUACUGCUGCUGGAACUGAUGCUGGUGAGCCAAGAGAUGUUGGUUAUGUAGAUCAGCUGUUGGAACUGGAGAGCCUUCUGCUGGAACUGGUCGGUGAAGAACUCCAUCGACGAAACAGAAGGACCGAAGGAGGACUCGCCUCGCUCGUAUCUCCGUCGUGGAGGAAGAUCCCCAAGUGGGGACAACGCGAGCUACAUCUCAACAUCAUCAUCAGCACCACCAUCAUCAUCCUUGUCAUCAUCAUCACCAUCCUCAUCGGACUCCUCAUCCUCAUCAGCACCACCAUCAUCAGAUGGCAUGGAAAGACCAUCCACCCACUCUCGACCAUCAACUGAGUUCAAGAGAAGAGCGUUGAAGCGGACGUCCCUGCUGAGCGGGUGGAAGCCUAACUGAGCAAAGGCGGCAGUCAAAUCCCGUAACUCCACCUCAAAGUGUCAGGCUAGACAAGUGAUCAGGGGAUUAAAAUAGAGGUAUUUUGGCUUAGCAUGGCACUUGGUGAACGUCUUUGGCUUGACCAAACCGAGGUGCAGGCUGUAGCUCGGAGUCCGCAUAGCAAACAUGCAGUAGAGCACAGGCUUCGUGAGCUUGUGCGGGCCACUGACAUUGGGAACCAUCGAGCGAGUGAGAAGAAGGUUGAGGAUGUGCCACUUAGGUCGGUGAGUGGUAACAUUGGUCUACCCGGCCUCGAACUGCUGCUCACUAACCUCCGACCGACAAAUCUGGUGGUAGAAGUCAUUGACAUGAAGCCCAAUUCGUUAGCUUCCUCCUUAAAAUCAUGCCCUGGCGGGUAUACGAUGCCCAAAGCUCGUGUAAGGGAAAUCAUGCUCAUCUUCCUCUCGAUCUCGCCCAAUCGGAAAGAAAUGGCAUCAUGCUGGUCGAUAGGCGCCAAGGACCGGAAUAAGUAGGAGGUGUAGAACUCCCACACCAACUCAUUGUAAGUAGGCUCCUGAACGGACAGGAGGGUGCGCCAUUUACGAUGAGUAAUCGCAGCGGCCAUCUCACCGUAGCAGUGGAGUGCCCAAAAAACGUCGAAGUCGAGGUGAUUGUGGGGCUUGAAAGAACCAUCCAGGACCUCCUGGAACUUCGAAUGGGCCUCGGAGGUGGGAGCUACAUGUCACAGAUAGCGGUGGUUACGAGACAUGAUCGCCGACGGGAGGUGGUGUGGCGACGCGUCGGCCGACCAUGAUGGAUGGCGACAAAAUGCGCCAUAAAUGCUGGGGAAGAUGCGCCCCGACGAGUAGACCCCAAGCCUGCAUAACUGCUCCAAGACCUAAAAUAUAUCACUGCAAGAACAAUCUAGCGUGAAAACGGCUCAAUACACGAGAAUCGAGUCUCAAACAGUAUAAGAAAGGUGGGCAAAAACAUGUGCAAAUACUGAGUUAUCACUACCCAACUAAAUCUACAAAUAUAUAAUAGUCGAGUUGGGAGUAGUUUUUCAGUAACUAUGAAUCUGAAUUGAGCAUGCACAAAUCAAAAGGAAAUUCAAUCCUCCUUUUAAUAACCCAUCUUCAUUUCACCGUUUCUAAAUGGUCAUCAAUAUGGAUCAAUACAAGAAAGAUUCCAGGCAUUUAUUCACCUAUCAUACACUUCUUUUCUCUAAUUUUCACCUCAUUAUAUUUCCAGAGGAAUCACGACAAGAUACCAGAGUAUGACACUACACUAAGGAUGGAAAGUACAUAGUUAAAUUGGGAUAUCACCUAAUGAUCUGAUAGUAAGCAGGAAACCGAUGGUGCUUAUAAUCUACCCACCCACUUGGAAAAAGACAUGGAUUAUUCAAGUCUCUCCAAAGCUUAAAUUCUUCACGUGGCAAUGCCAUAGCGUCAUUCUCCCCCUUGUGAUAGCCUUACAAACACGUGGCGUUAAAUACCUCAAUAGAUAUCUUGUAUGCUGGAGACAUAGAGAGAGCAUUGAACACUUAUUUUUCAGAUGCCCCAUAGUCACCAAGUUGUAGACCUUAGUGGGAUUGAGCAACUUCAUUGAUCUGCCCCGACUGUAAACUUUAGUCUAUGGUGGCGACAUAUGUCAUGAUCUCUAAAAUAUCCCCAUUCCACAUUUCCAAUGCAUCUGUUUAUUUUGGAGAAUCUGGAAAUCUAGAAAUAAAGUGAUUUACGAAUUCUACCAACCUCAUGUCCGUUCCCUAGCCAGACAAUUCUACAACUAGGUUCUAGAAAUUUAUGUUUGCUCCCCCUCCUCCACCCCCAUGUCAAUCCUCCCAUUUCCUCCUCCACCAGCUUGGACGCCUCAUCCGUCGACUUUUUGAAGAUCAAUUUCGAUGCAUCUAUUUGCGACUCAUGGUGCUCGUCUAGUCUUGUUGUCUGUGGCUCAGAUGGGAAUGUGGUGGUGGCAUCCGGUCUGCGUCACCAAGGAGUAGUCAAACCUUACCUGGAAGAGCUCCUAGCAGUGAGAGAUGUUAUCUCCUUAGUCGAUUCGAGUUUCUUGAUUCACGUGAUGGUGGAAGGUGACUCUGAGGUGGUCGCCAUCCAGAUCCGGCAGGGUGUAGUAGAAGAUUCUGUUGAAGGUCCGAUUAUUUGGGAGUAUCGUCAGAUCCUAGACUAUUUGUCAGUUCGUAUAGAGUUUAGGGCGGUUCCUAGGGCCGCCAACAGUGCUGCCCAUAGAGUGGCGCUUAAAGCACUGGUUUUGUUUCUCCUAGAGUUACAGUCUUUCUUCUUAGGUGGGUGCAUUAGGUUUCGAUUGUAAGGGUUCCUGAAUAGUUUUGUUUGUAUAACUCUUAUCUUCUCUUGAUAUCACUCGGAAAUAAUAAUAAUAAAAGUUUGGCAAAAUACACUUGUAUAGCCAGAACUUUCACAUUUUUUCCAAUAAUAGCCACUUUUGGAGAAAUACACUAAAUAGCCACUUUCGUCUAAUUUUUUAACGGUGUUAACUAACGGUCUGACUGGACUAACAGAAAUACUGACAUGGCAACUGUAUUACUAAGGACAUUGCCAUGUAGAUGCAAAUAGAUAAAAUAAAAAAUAAAAAACAAAUUAACUAUGUAAAAACAAAAUUUAAAGAUAAAGAAGGAACAACAGGCAUGCUCCCCUAGAACCCAUUCUCCACCGCCAGCCAUUCCUAGGAGCCGUAAAUCUGUGUCGCCAUUAACGGAAAGCUAUAGUACCCCAAGAAUCAAAGAUGAACCAUUAUUUCCUCUUUUAUAUUCCCUUUAAGCCACAUGUUUGAAUCCAUUGGAGCGGACUUCACUUUCACUUGAAAAUAACUAAGACCGAUGGAAAUGUGAACAGGUCUGCUGAUCUUAUAGAACAAUCGUCGGCCACCGCGAACAGAGAUCUAAAGGCGUCGACGUUGCAACAACAGUGACGAUGAGGCAGAUCUGAAUCGACCGGUCAAAACCCACUCCCUUUGCUGGUGGUACUCUAUCGGUGAUGGGCGGUUGGGGGCAAGUCCAGCGAAUUUGGAACCCUUCUUUUUCUUGGUUUUCUCUCCUCUCCAUGUUUACUCAGGUUGGGGUUUCUUAGUUCAAAAUCUAUUCAUGCUUGAAUGUGUUUAGAAAAAAUGUAAUCUUUUAGAUGAUUUCACUAUCGGUAGUCUUCUCAUUUGGGAUUAGGAACCAUUUUGAUUCUAGGGUUCGAGUCGAUGGUUGUGGCUCUGUAAAAGUGUAUCGGGGUUGAGAAUCUACCGACGAGUUCAAGGGAAUUUGGAGAUUUUGGGUAUUUCUGGGUUUGGGAGUUUUGUUGCUGGGAAGGGGUUUUGUUCGGAGAUGGAGGGGGUUGGGUCGCUGGUUGGGAAUGAUGGUCGCCGGUCGGGAAUGGGUCGCUGGUUGGGAACGAAGGAUCUCUUCCCUCUCCCACCUAGAUUGCUACCGGACGGGAAGGAAGAUGAUGGAAAGACCGUUCGACGAUCCAACGAGAUAGGUCUCCGAGUGUUAAGCUUGAGCAUGGAAUCAGUGAUGAGCAUUGAGGAUUUGAUUUUGGGAUGGCUAUAAAUGGUUUUCCUGUCCUGGCGAGAGGAAGAAGACGAAAGGGUUUUGUCAGAUUUUUUUUUAAAAUUCAAUUUUGUGAUUAAAGAAAAAGAAAAAUAUUCAUUUGAAUUUUUAAUUAAAAUAACAUGUGGUAUCUACGUGUCACCAACGACUGAGUUGUCGAUGAUGUGUGUGAUGAUUUGGCAUCCUAGUCUGUGUAACGUUAACUUAACUGACGGAGUAUUUAACACCGUUAAAGUUUGUAACGAAAAUGGCUAUAUUUGUUAUGAAACUUUCAAAAUUCAGCCUAUUUUUUGUAUUUCUCCAAAAACGCCUAUUAUUGUCACAUACACCAAAGUUUAGGCUUUAUAAAUGUAUUUUGUCCAAAAAAAAAUUCAGUAUUUCAAAUUUCCUCUGACAAGAGCGAAAGUAUGAAUGAUAGAUUUGUCUUUACAAUUUAUAUGAAAAAAUGAGAUAUUAUAAAAAUUAAUAUUUGAUGGGUCAAAAAAGCUUACCUCUCUCCUCAAAUUUCGUGUCAGACAAAAAAAGACAGGUGUGCGGUAUUACUAGUCGGCCCCUCUUUGUCUCUUAAUUAAUUUUGAGCAAUAGAUGUGAUUAAAAUGUAACUCCAGAGAUAUGAUUUUGUAGUAAAGGGUUUUGUAUCCUAUCAUUUUCCCUAUGAGUGUGCAACGGUUCGACCUGAUCGACCAAACUCAUGAGAAUCGCGGUUCAAUAGUGAAAGAUAUCUUAUGAUCAAGGACCGGAUCAACAAUAUAUUCAAUUCGUGUUUGCCCCGUCCAAAUGUAAAUUCAAUUCAUUUUUCCAACAUUUAUAAAAUUAAAGAGGCCAAGGACUGGACCAAAUAUGUAAAUGGUUCGGUGUAGUUUAGUCCAAACAUCAAUUUUGUCUGGUGCAAUUUGACAUGGACCAAGCUGUUUCACACCCCGAUUUUCGCACAUAACCCGACUAAAUCUACAUCUCUACAAAUAUAUGAUAUGAGAGUUGGGAGUAGUUUUUGAGUACUUCAAAUUAGGGAUGACAAUUUUGCCCAUACACAUGAGUAUUUUACUAUCCAACCCAAUUGGAUUGGGUAUGAAAUCCAAAUAGAUGGGUAAUGGAUAGAGUUUGAUGGGUUUGUACCUAUACCCAUUUACUUGGGUUGGGUUGGGUUUUUAACAAAUGGAUUUCGAUUUGUACUCGUGCCCAAAUGCAAAUUACAGUUUGAUACCUGAACAUAAUAGAUACGCAUAUUUAGUACCUAAAUUUAAUAUUUUGCAUAUAAGUCCUCAAAAUAUCGAUGAAAGAUUACAUUUUAGUACCUAAAAUUUUUUGGUCUUACAUUUUUGUACCUAAAAUUUUCAAGUUUUGCAAAUAGGUCCAAUUUUUGUAUGUGUAGUUAGAACACCCUCAAGUAAAUGGAUAUCCAUAUCCAACUAAUACCCAUUUAGAUGAUGGAAGCAAUAUCCAUAACUUACUCAAACUCAUCUAAAAACCCCCCAAACCCAUAUAUACCUCAUCCAUACCCUACCAAUUAUCAACGGGUCUACUUGGAUUUGGGUAUAAUUACCCAUGGGUGGAUAAUUGUCAUCCCUACUUUAAAUUUCCUUGACGAGAGCUAAAGUAAGAAAAGUAUAUUUGUUUUAACAGUUAUUUGUCUUAUUUAUAGGAAAAAAUACAUCAAUUCUAGGAUUUGAGCCAUGGUCUUUUAAACAAGAACAUGAAUCAAUACCGAUUACACUAAACAAAUUUGGUAUAUCUAUUUGAACUAAAAACAAACAGAAACCUAAAAUCCUAAAAAUUGCUUACUUUUUCACUACUGUUAACUAGCUCACUAACUCUUGCAUAAGUAUUUAUUUGGUAUUUAAUAUUAUAAUUUUAAUAUUUUUUAUUUAAUUUAAUUUUACGAUUAAAUUAACUGUUGAAUAGAAAUAUACAUUUCAAAUAACAUUUUGACCAACAAGUUAGGGGUCGUUUUGUUUUGGUGAUAUUUAAAUCAAUGCAUUGUGAUCAAUGCAUGCAUUGUAAAUACAUGCAAUUAAAGAAAAUAAUGUAAUUUAGUUUACCUUGUUUAGUUUUGAUGAUAGUUAUUUUAGCAUUCAAAAAGUUGUAUUUCUUUUUUGUAUGAAAUAUCACUUUUAUUCUUGUUUUUAAGGGUUAUAGACGAACACCGAUUUGUAGUAAUUCUACCCCUCUUAAAGUAAUGGAGAUAGACAUAUGUAUUCUACUUGAGGAUACAUACACUAGUUGAAGAUGUUAGACCGAUGAUGAAAUUUUGAAGGGAGAGGGUGUUAAAUUGAGCGGGUGGUAGAGACAUUGAUGAAAAAAGUGGAGGGAACUAUGCAUGGGUGUUCCCGGAAAAAAUUGAGAGUGGUUUAUAUUAUAAAAGUUCAAGGAUAUUAUGUGAUAUAGAUAAAUAACUAGGGAUAUAAUAGGAAAAAAAAAGAAUCAAACAAUCCUCACUAAACAAUCUCAAGUUUUACAUAAGAUAGACAGAUAGUAAUAUCACUCAUUUUGCGUGAUUCUUUCCAUCACAUCAACAAAAUAUUGGAUGCAUUGUUGCAGGAAAAAAACUCAGAAAAAUGAUACAGUGUCGACAAUGCACCCAUUGUAACAAUCCCACCACAUCAGAAGUCACCAACAAAAUACUUUGAGACGAAUCCACAACAGGGACGAGGAGGAUGCUGAGUUCUAGAACAUCUUAUGGAAACUUCAGAUUCAACCUAGGGUUCGUAUCUUCCUAUGGAAGGUAUGUAAGAAUAUCUUACCAGUGGGUGUUAACAUAGAGGAGUGGAUUGAUAACGCUGCCACAGAAUACCCUUUCUGCAAUUUUUCAGAAACCCAACUUCAUGCCCUUCGUGAUUGUGACUGGAUUCGAAGGCGAUGGAAAGAUUGCGACGUGGAUGAUUUGUAUGAGCUGGGAGAAGGAAAAUCAUGCAUUGAUUGGUUAAAGGAGAUCUUUAAAAAGUCCCCAUUGGAGGAAAUUCAAAAACUCUGCGCUAUCAUUGGUUUCUGUGGAAAGAGAGGUGUAAUCAUAAAUACAACAAUCGGAAAUUGGAUGAGUAGGAGAUCAUACCGAGAGAAAUGGGUGGCUGUCCUCGUUCCUUGAAGCCCAGUCCUCACUGUCUGUGACUGCCACUGCUCGUCUGCCCAAAAACGGUGAUCCUCGAAAUUGUCGAUGGCUCCCUCCUCUUGAUGGAGUCUUUAAGCUGAACUCGGAUGCGGGAGUGAUCCAGCAGCAAGGGGUUGGUUUGGGCACCAUUAUCCGCAACUGGAGAGGAUAUUUUGUGGGGGCAAUGGUCAGAAGAGAAAGAGGGAUCUACAGACCAAUUGAAGCAAAAGCUAAGGCGAUGAUGAUGGGGCUGUGUGAAGCAAAUCGAAGGUCGCUUAGCCCACUGAUUGUUGAGUCUGAUUGCCAGAUUUUGGUGAAUUUGAUGAAGAGUGAUGAAGGUCAAGUGGAUGUUCUCACCCAGGAAAACAAAUGCAGUGGCCCACUGGUUAGCUCACGCUGGGUCAGGUUGGAACCAACAAAUGGGUUGGGUCGAUAACCCUCCCAUUUCUCUUCAUUGUAUGCUUGAGGCCGAUAUGGACCGUGGCCCUUUGGGCCUGAACUGAUCAUUCAUUUUAAUAUUAUUCCCCAUAUUUCCUAUACAAUAAAUCAAACGAACCCUUACACUAUGUUCUAGAAAGAAGGAAAAGGAGGGGAAGGGAAAAGAGUGAUGGAAAGUUGGAGAACCAAGACACUUUCCCUAGUUUUCGAAGAGACCUACAGUACGGGAAGGAGAGAAAAUGGAUGGACUAGUUACUGUGUAAGCCUUUCCCCCAAAUCGAAGAGAAAAUGGCUUGGUGGUGCUUUUUCUGACAUUUGCCCAUUCUUUCUUUCUUUUUUUGUUUAUCUUUUUUUUUUUGUUGGGACUUAGAAAUAAAAGCAAACAGGUAUAUAGACUAUUAAUUAGGAAGUUCAUUAUUCUCUUUUACUUUCUGAAGGUGAUGUCUUUUUCAUAUUUUUGACGUGAUGUAUUUAAAAGGUGAUAUACUUUCUUCUUAUGAUAUAUUAUUAUAGUUGACGGAUGAAUAGUAAGCAAAAUUAGAAACCCAAUUAAUCUCCUCAAUGUUGUAUGUUUAUGUUUUUAGUUAUUAAAGUUCACUCAUUUCUAACGCUAAAAUCGACUACUAUUUUGGGUCCGAUAUUCGAUAUUUCUUGUCCGACCGGACGGUACGGUUAUGUUUUUUAAAUAUUGUAUAAUAUAAGUUGAAUAAUUUUUAAUUAAUUUAGAAUGAUUGUGGCUUAAUCAAUUAUUAUAAAGUCUCUAUUUAUAAUAAAGUCUCUAUUUUUAAAUAAUUGAUGUGGUCAAAUCAAGAUUUUAGAACAAAAUACCCUAUCACUAAUUUUUUCUGUACAAUCUAUUUAUAAUAAAGUCUAUUUACUAAGUAGAAUAUUAACAUACAAUCAGAUAAACAUACAAUCAUAAUUAGAAUAUUAACAUACAAUCAAAUUAUUUAAUAAUAAAGUCUCUAAUUCAUAAGUAAAAUAUUAACAUACAAUCAAAUUAUUUUACUGAUACAUAACCAAUUAAAUAAAAUAUUCAUCACACUUCCCAAUACACACUUUACUUCCCACUUUCCUCCAUAAAACAAUAUUUUCCUCUCAAUUCCCUUCGCCUCCUAAUUUUCUAUCACCUCCCCUCCUUUUCUUCUCUUCCUUUGGAAACAUAGUGUAAUAGACUUCAAACUAGUUGAAACGGAAAGGGUUGUAGUGUUAGGUAAAUCACGUGGCACGACACGCGCGGUGGGUGCAAGCCAAACUGAAUGAAGCUUCAUAAAAGGUUUUUUCUUUUUUUCCUACGUAAAUUGUAAUUUGUAGGACCAGACCAGACGAGACCAGAAGAUCGUUGGAUUUUGAAAAAGUGGGGUGAGGAUAAGCAACGUGUAGUGAAUCAUAGCCAUUCACUCCACCAACCACAGUCGCGGUCAGAAAUCGCACCCAACCCAAAUUAUUAUUAACUAAACAAAAAAAAGACAACCAAACUAACAAAUAAAAAAGGCCACCAAGCUGCUCACAAUGUUUUUUACGUAACCAACAGGAGGGUAGAGUCAACGAUCUAGUAGGUACCUACCUGGAAAUUGAAUAUAGCACUUUAUUUUAUUUUUUGUUGUAAUUGAGCGCUUUAUUUGUUUAUUUUUGUAAUUAAGCAUUUUUUGUUUAGAUUUGCUUACGACAAAGAAAAAUGAAAUGAAGAAUUAAUAAAUAGUUAAUUCAAUUCUAUAUAUCGUUCAUAACACUUUUUUGUUAGAAAUGAGUAAAUUUUUAUUAAUGCAAAAUACAAUUUCGUAGUCAUAAUUUUCAGUGACAGUCAUAGACAUAAUUUUCGAAAUAAAUAAAAUAGUCACUUCUGUUCAUCCAUUUAAUGAAGUCAAUAUGACUAGACUAACGAAAAUGUUGAGUUGGCACUGUUUCGUCCCCACCAAUCCAAGUAGAUUAAAAAACAAUAUAAAAAACAUAAAAGCACCAAUACUAUAUGGCAUUGGCUUCAACCUCCCAACCCCCCUCUCUCGUCGUAGUCAAUUAGUCCGCCUUUCACAUCAAUUUUGGAGUCGACCACUACCCUUCCACUUCCAGUGAGAAACUUUGAUGGGCUACCUGGGAAGUAGUUCAUCGUGAAUAAAUCGUCUCCGAGGGGACAUUGGCAAGUAGUUGGAAGAGGAAGACGUGGAAAUCCUAGAAUUUUGACGGCCUAAUUUAGCUAGCGAGGUUGAGUGCGUCAACCGAUGGACUUAAGAAAUUUCCAAUUCAGGGGAGGAAAUUGAGAUCUGAAGGGAGUAGCAAGGGAAUUGCGAGUUAAAUCAGAGCAUGUAGCUAUGUAAGUGUAUUUUGCCUUUUAUUAAUAAUACGUUACUAUAUCCUCCAUGUUAUGUUCAUAUGACCUAUCAAGAAAAUUGAAGGUUGAUCGAUGUAAACAAUGCUUCAUCUCAUAGAAGUUUUUAGAGUUAGCCAUUAUAUGAAGCAUAGUAAUUGCUUCCUUAGGAACAUGUCUUCAAGUUCCAUUGCUCAUUUUAGUGAGGUAGCUUCGAAUACUCCUACAUAAAGUGCCAAUCUGGUCUGAACAGUGUCCGCUUUCAGCAACUUUUGAGUGAUGGACAUGCAAUCUAGCUCUGAAAGUUGGAAUCGUAGCAUGAAAUUGGAUUAUUGGACGGAACUUCCAUUUCCCAUAACUUCUUCAACACAAUUUCCUCAUCUUGCAGCAAGAUUUCAUGUUCGGUCUUAAACUCCACGAGCUAAAACUUGUAUGCAUCUUUUGUUGGAACAUUUUGGGACGAGGGUAUACGUACGAUAGCCUGAGACCGGGUGACCAGGAUUGUGAUAGAGUCGUGAACAACGUUCACUUUUCAAAAAGAAUAUUUCCACCCUCUACAAAGCCUUGGGUUACAGGAAAUUUCUCCCGAUGACAAAACUAUCACCACUUUAGGUUCUAGGCUCAAGAACUCUAAAGCAUACUUAGAAAUUUUUGGAAGAAAGAAGAAGAAUUUGUUUGAUGGUCUGUGGCAUCAUCCACCCCACACAUAUUUAUAGGGGUCGAAUCCAUGCAUUGUUUCAUGAAAGGUUGCCUUUAUCCAUACGAAAGGUUGCCCUUAUCCAUAUGAAAGGUUGCUUCUAUCCAUAUGAAAGGUUAUCCUUAUCCAUAUGAAGGGUUGCCUCUAUCCAUAAAGUUAUCCUUUUCCAUAAAAUAAUGCAACCGCCACUAGGCCAAAGGGAUGUGUCCCUUCACGGAAUUAGAAUAUUGGUUCAGUCGGUCUUAUCCCAAACUGGUUGGUCGGUCCAACCCAAAACCGGUUUGACUUGGUUAGUCCGGUUCAACCAAAUUUCCAACAUUCCUACCCCAUUUUAGUCUAUUAUAGAAUUCACUAAAAUCACAACAUUCUUCCAACAAAACUUAAGUAUAAAUGAAAAUGUCGUGACGAUUGAAUUUUCAUCUUAGUAUAUUACACUUGACGAAUACUCUAAUACAAAGGGUGUCGGUAAAGAUUGAACCCAUUGACUCAUAUGAAUAUUCGAAGAUAAUAUACACUUAAGUUUUCAAACUUCUAAGUGCCUUGACACUAUUAACCGCCAUGUGUCCAAUCCUUCUCAUAAGCGCACACGAAACCAAAGUUCGGGUUUCUUGAAGCGGCUACACUUCAUGCAUACGUAGGUCGAAUCUUUUAUUCGUGUACCCACAUAAUACACUUUGUCAAAGAUUCAAUUAAGAAGUUUUGAACUUCAUCCUCUUCUCUCAUGCAGAUAACAAGCACAUACCUCGGGAUGACAAAUUGUGUGCUUCAAUUUCUGAGAAUGAGCUUUCCACAUUGAAUUCAGCCUCUAACGUUGUAUUAGAGGGGAAUUGGGUUUCCCAUGAUCAGAAAUUAUAUGGACUUUAAAACCAUCCCUUUCACAGGCUUGAUCACCAAGUCACUAGUUAACCACUUCGUCAAAUGAUCAACCAAAUUAUCUCGAGUCUGGUCAUAUUGUUUAGACACAACUCUAUGAAUGAUCAGUUCAAAGAUUUUACCGUGUCUUACUUCCACAUGACCGUACUUGACAUUUUCACUUGACUAUAUGCCUUAGCCAAAUAAGCAUUACUAUCACAAAAGAUAGUAAUAUGUGAGAUUGGUUUAGGCCAUAAAUAUAUGUCAUAAACCAACCUCUCAACAAUUAUGUCUCUUCUCUAAGAGAAACCAAGACCACACAAACUUUGAUUCCAUAGUGAAAUUAGUGAUGCAAGUUUGCUUUCUAGAGGCCCAAAAUAUGGCACCUCUCCCGAGGAAGAGGACCCAUCUCAAUGUUGAAGUAUCACCUUUAACAUGAGAAAUCCAACUAACAUCAACAAAUCCUUCCAAAAUUGAUGGAAAGCCACUAUAAGUUAAUACAGUGUGCGUUUGACAUAUCCUAGUACACGCCUCAUUUCAUUCAAAUUAUGAGAACUAGGAUUCAUAACGUACCAACUUAAUUGUUCUAUCGCAUAUUCGAUAUCUAGCAUCAUGUAAGUCAUGCAUACAUCGAGCCCCCAAUUUGACAUGGAAUACUCCAGUUGUAAAACUGAUUUCCAGUAUUAACCAUAAGUUCCAUACUUGGAUCCAUUGGGGUCUUUAACUCGCUACAAUUCCUACAAUGGAAUUUAUGCAAGUACCUUCUCAUGCAGAAAAAUUGAGAGAAGGACUCUUUCUUGUCCUUCCGCUUGAUUCAAUAUACAGAAUCACAUUUACCUCCCCCAUGUCCUUCAUGGAGAAUUAAAAUAACAACUUUUUAUCAAAAUUCACUUAACUUUUAUUGGUUCCAAAGAUAAGCAUGUCUUAUACAUACAAAUGUACGAUGACUUCAUUACUAGAAUCAUCAUAAAUUGUGUACACAUUUUGUCUCCUUGAUUAAAAAAAACAUAAACCACUAGACAAAAUCACUUAUCUUUGAUUGGUCCCAAAGAUAAAUAUGUCAUCUACAUACAAACACAACGACUCUUCUACCAGAAUCAUCAAACAUUGUAUAUACAAUUUUGUCUCCUUGGUUUAACAUAAACCACAUAGACAAAACCACACCAUCAAACCACUAGACAAAUCCAUAUUUGUCUAGCACUUCGUAAACGUCGAAUAGAGAAUUAGACAAAUUAACCAUUGAGUAUGUGACCUACCCAGAGGGAAUUUUCAUUCUUCUAUUUCUCCAAAUUUACGAAUCAUUCUCCUUACUCAUCUUCGAAUCAUCCCUCUUCCAAGUUACCUUCCUGAUAUGGAAUACACCAUGAGACUAGUACGAAGAAAAAACAUCUUCUACUUCCAUCGAUGAAAUACCCAUCAUCGAAAAUUCUCAUGAUUCCAUAAACCGGAACCGGUUUCUUAUAAAGAGCGGUUCGAGCCAUCGUACCGGAAAAUAUUCUUUUCGAUUGUUGGGAAAUUUUGGGACGAGGGUAUAUGUACGAUAGCCAGAGACUGGGUGACCAGAAUUGUGAUAGAGUCGUGAACAACGUUCACUUUCCGAAAAGAAUAUUUCCACCCUCUACAAAGCCUUGGGUUACAGGAAAUUUCUCCCGAGGAUAAAACUAUCACCACUUUAGGUUCUAGGCUCAAGAACUCUAAAGCAUACUUAGAAACUUUUGGAAGAAAGAAGAAGAAUCUGUUUGAUGGUCUGUGGCAUCAUCCACCCCACACAUAUUUAUAGGGCCGAAUCCAUGCAUUGUUUCAUGAAAGGUUGCCUUUUUCCAUACGAAAGGUUGCCUUUAUCCAUAUGAAAUGUUGCUUCUAUCCAUAUGAAAGGUUAUCCUUAUCCAUAUGAAGGGUUGCCUCUAUCCAUAAGGUUAUCCUUAUCCAUAAAAUAAUGUAACCGCCACUAGGCCAAAGGGAUGUGUCCCUUCACGGAAUUAGAAUAUUGGUUCGGUCGGUCUAAUCCCAAACUGGAUAGUUGGUCCAACCCAAAACCGGUUUGACUUUGUUAGUCCAGUUCAACCGAAUUUCCACCAUCUUAACCACAUAAUAACUUGUAAUGCUCCCAUGCCAUAUAAACUUGUCGACUCCCCCAUGCCUAUGUAAUGGUAUCUAAAGAAUAGUACUCGAGACUUCAAUCGGGAAACAACUCUCUAUAAGUGGAAUAUUCCACAGUUUAGUGUCAGGGUCAAUGAGCUCACUCACUAUGGAACCCACCAAAAACAUGUGUGUUAUUGAAGGGAUGUAUAGCUCCUGGAUAGAAGACACCCAACGAUCACAUCAAAAUAUUUGGAACGAAACUCUUAAGUUUUAAGCAUGCUACGACAUAUGAAGCUAAAAUGAUAAUCCACCCUUGUAUCCAAGACACACAACCAAGUUUGUGAUACUUUGCUCUAAGAAUGCAUGCAUCAAAUGAUUGUGGGCGCUGAUAGAGGCUCCAAAGUUUCUGAGCUAUGAGCACCAUAUUAAAUCCUCAAAGAUACCCCACCACAAGUUCAUAAUGAGGCGGUGCACUUCAUCAAGAAUACCUUCCUAAACUUUGAACACAAAUAUUGCAUAGGUUAAAUGCUUCUAUGCUAAUGAUUUAGUCAAAACUUCUCUUGCUACAACAUAUAACACCUUCUCCUUUCAAUCAUUCAACUCUUUAUGUUAAGCUCAGUGAACAACUCUUUCUUUGACCUUCCAACCACUGUAUCAUGUCCCAAAUAAUUAUCACAGUUAUCCACCAUCUCCAUUAUGAGAAUGCCAGUACUUCCAGCUUUCUGUGCGACUUCAAUUCUCACUAAAUGACAUUCUGACUUUUGAAAACUAAUGCCAACAAAAAAUGUGACAACAAUGGUUCUCCUUUUGUCGGCUACAAACUAUAGAGGUGAUUUUUCGGGACGGCUAAAGAUGUGUACACUGAGAGCCCCUUUGUACAUAGCAAAAAAAAAUGUAUGGUGAUAGGGGGUCUCUCUUAUGCAUACCCCAUCCUAAAUUAAAUCAUUGUGAUUGAUGAUCAUUCAGUAGAACUAAACAAAAUAUCGUUUGAACACACAUCAUAAAUAGUUGGCCCCAACGUUCAACAAAGCCCAUCAUUGUCAUAAAACCUUCCAUAAAUGCCAUUCAACCAAGUCAUAAGCCUUGGACAUAUCCAUUUCGACCCCAAAGUAUCACACGCUUCCUUUAGUCUUCUUUUUCCAUCACGUUGAAAUAUUCUAACGCAUCCAUGAUAUUCUCUGUAAUGAAACAAUUGCGGACAUAAGCACCUUGCGCUCAGGCGAUGGGCUGAUCAACACGAACUAUGUAAAACUUCAUUGUAAGCGGAUAAAAUUCAUUUAUGAACUACAUCCAAAACCAACAUUGUCUCUAAAAUUUGUCAUGAUGCACGCAAGUUGCUAAAUUAGUCAACCAUACACUGGAAAAUUUGUACUACCACAACAAGAUCACCAUGUUCGUAAGUAGCAAUACUCAAUACUAAAUAAAAAUUGUAGUACCACCUGCAAUAAAGGACCAAACUUUAUCAAUAAGAACACCAUUAGCUUCAAGAUAAACACCCACUUUGGUAGCCAAACUCAUCCAUUUUCUUGUGAAUUGUCCGUAGAGAAGGGUGUUAAAAUCAAACUAGCCACUCACACCCUAACUACUCUUCCUUUGGUAACAACUUCAAGGGCAAAUCAGUAAACCCUCAAGCAAAAAGAAAUUGCACAAUAUUUGAGUUAUAGAGCUUGAAUCCCUACUCCCCAUCACCUUCAAAAGAUCAUAUUAUCGUUAACAUUUCAAGACCAUCCUUCGAAUACCCACACACAUAUAUUCAUAAAUAAGAAUCAGAAUAAAACUAGCCCAUCACACACCCAUAAAAACAUUAAUCCCAUAAUUCCUUUCCUACGUACAAUCUUGAGAAUUACAAGCAGUGAAGGAUUGCCAAAAAUUGCCCAACCAAACUAUGUUGCCAGCACUUCACACCAUCAUCACAACCCAAUUUCGAAAUUUGAUUUUUCUUGGGUGCAUAUCAAGGUGACUUCUUAUAAGGCCACUCAUUUUUGUUGUGCUCCAAAUAAGCAUGUUUAACUUUAGAGUUCUUGCAAGAAUUCUUCCAUUUCAUCCCAAAGUGUGUUUCAUAAGUUAAAGUUGAUUUCUUACUUAUGAAUCAGGGACUUGAGGACAUUUGCAGAAGUCAUUUACAAAAUAGUCAUUUGCACAAAUUUAGGCAUUUGGGAAUGUAGACAUUGCAAAUGUAUGGUUUGUUAACAGUUUUUAGAUGAGUCAUUCAUAAAUGGGUAAUUUGUAUAACCUUACCUUUUUGCCCUUACAUUUAAUAUUGCAUUAUCUUGUUUCAUUUUCUCAUAAAACAAACCACGUAACAAAAUCAUUUUGCAACAAACAAAAUAUAUUGAUUACGAGUCAUGGAUAAUACUUUUUAGUUUUAAAUAAUAUUUUAAUGUUAAAUUUCUUUGUAAAAGUAACGACUCCAGAAGUCUCACAUUUGGUCUAAUUACGACUCAUUCUUGAAGGUGACAACUUCGAUAACACGAGGAGCUAGAGUCACGAGAAAAUGAUGGAGACAAUAAGAUGGAUGACACUCCUUGUCACUUGUGAAAUAUGACAAGAAAAAAAAAACCCCAGUGAUAGACGAAAGAAUGAUAGGGAAAAUAAAUAAUAGAAAUGCAAGGAUAAAAGUGAGCUAUGAAAAAAUGACAAGGACAUAAUUGAAAAGAUUGAGCGCCAUUUGGAAAUGACUCAUAGAUAGGAAUUUUCGUAUGAGUCAAAUGACUCAUGCAUUUUUUUGUCAGUAAACCAAAUGACUCGUUCAAAUGACUUCAACAAACGACCCCUUAAUGUCAUCGUUGAGGUUUGUCCCACCAUCGCCCAACAGGGACGCAAAGAGGCUCUAAAUACCACUUAGAACAUCCCUAACCUUUUCUGGACAACAUAUUAUCCGCUUUAAGCCAUUUUAGUGCAUGACAAUGACCAUGUUUAAUUUCGAAAUUCUUACAAGAACUCCUCAAUUUCACCACCGAACGUGUCUCAUCAGUUCAAUUUCUAACUUAAACAUCAUAAUUCACUCUCAUAUUUUGUCGAUGUGAGAUUCACCUAACAUAUUACGCUUAUUUUGAUAUUUCCAAAACAAAUUAUCCCUUCUUUCAUCGAAAAUUUGAAAAAAGCCGUUAUCGCUCAUCAGAUUCUCCACCACCAUUCACUCCCCUUUCAACAAUAAACAGUAACAUGUGGCGGAAUACGGUAUUUGCAACUUCCGAAUCUUUUCUCGUUGUAUCAAAGCAUCUGUGAUCUGCCUACUUCAAUCGCCUUUAAUAGCCGCAGUAGUCCAGACUCUAGACUCCAGUCUAGUUCCUCUCAAAUCAAUCCCCAUAAUCACGAAAAAAUAAAUACUCAUAGUAAUUAAUGAAUAUACUUUUCCCUUUCCUGUUCCCAUAAAUUUCAAUAUACACAAUGAUGCCACCGAUCUUCCUGAGAAUAGUUAUUUAAUAAAAACUAAUAAUAUAUUUAUUAAAUUGGAAGAUUUCCAUUUCUCCCAUCCCUAUUUCUCAGAUUUCACCACCAGUCCCCUAGUUUCCUUUCAUAUCCCCCUCACCUCUCACCCACCGCCAGUGCAGGAGGGAAACCAAAAAAAAAAAAUCUCUCCGCCAAGGUUCAUUCUGCUCUCACUCGAGCGCUCGCUCGCCGACUCCGCAACUCUCCGCGGAGGAGGUGGAGUAGGAGUAACAGAAGGAGGAGAAGAAAGAUCUGCACUCUUCUGUUCUUCUAUCAGCAGCUGAUUCCCCGCUUUCGCACACUCUCGCCUUCCUUUCCCCCCGGCUAAUCUCCUUCCAUAUUCUCCGGUACGUACAAUUGCUCUUACAGAUUCUUCUCUAUACAAGCUUCUGUUUCUGCCGAUUUUAGCAAUUCGAUCUCUUCCGCCUGAGCUGAGGUGAGCUGGUACGGCGAAGCCUCUGGCAGCUUCUUUUUCGAAUCGCCGCCUGCUACUUCUUUCUUACCUUGUUUUAAAAUUUUGAACGAUUAUCCAAUGGUACUUCCUGUUUAGAGACUUUCCUGUUCUCGAGGAGGUUCGGGUGCAUUGCGUUUCAAAACCGUCGUUCGUUCCUUCUUUUCUCUUGGAUUUUGGUUUUCGGCUUCGCCGGGAAAUUAAUUGUAUGUUGUAGUGGGAAGAGGCAAAAGGGUGAAAGUGGUUAGUUACAGGAUUAGUAUUAAUUAACAAUUGGGGUUCUUAUUCGUCGAAAUAAUCUCGUCAUAGUGGAAUUUUGGCAUUGAUAGUGCAUCGUUGACCAAUAUUUUGACGGUACCGAGUCGUAUACUCUAUCCUGAAGCUACAAAAGUGCACUACGUCUCUGUUUCUUUUAUUGUUAUGAAUACGUCUACAUAUACAAAAGUAGGUGGCGUCGGUCAUUUAUUUUCGUACCAUAUUGUAAUUUCCCUUCUGGGGUAGUAUAUGGCAAUUUCGAGUAAAAAGGACAAAGCCUGGAAGAACUUGAUAUGAUUGGAGAGCUGACCGUUUCAGCUUUCAACAGUUGAUUCGUGAUGAUUUUUUUCACUUCAGAUCCCUGAUAUUUCUCUUUUAAACACCCAAGUCCCGUAUAAUUUUGGCUUUAGGGAUUGGAUUAGACAAAAAUUCGUUUUUCUUGGGUCACCGUAUCUUUGUUCGCCGAAUAGCAGAAAAAUAAUAAAAGAAAUUCCGUUGAAUAUAAUCAACGAAAAAUAUAAUCAAUUUAUUUUUAAAUGAAGAAUAUUUAUAAUUUUGCGUCUCUUAAUGACAAAAUUUUCAACCUAUUUUUGUCUAUUUGCUAUCAAGUUGCGUUUUAGUGUUUGGAAGUUGCUACCGUGUUAGCUGUGUAUUGGGUGAUCAAGUUCAUGGCUGUCUAUCCCUUGUAAUUUGUAAAUAUGUUGUUGUUACUUAUAUCUAGGGCCGUUGCUGUCUAUAGCUGCCUUAAGUGGGUUCUACUACUAACAAAUAAAAACAAAGUUACUUUUAGUUU
Molecule: messenger RNA, 23421 nt
Organism: Linum trigynum
Lineage: Eukaryota; Viridiplantae; Streptophyta; Magnoliopsida; Malpighiales; Linaceae
Source: the annotation of a GenBank genome assembly